Messenger RNA from Lutzomyia longipalpis, 1938 nucleotides. RefSeq lists its product as uncharacterized. The transcript has a single exon. Gene Ontology annotation, molecular function: protein binding; nucleic acid binding. The record is from RefSeq and is a predicted model, not a curated record. Bases 55 to 1833 code for a protein of 592 amino acids. NCBI's taxonomy places the organism in Eukaryota, Metazoa, Arthropoda, Insecta, Diptera, Psychodidae.
AUCGUUACCUUUUCAACAUAACCUCAUUUUUAACGCAUAAUUUCUGUCGUUAAAAUGGAGAAAAGUGAAUCAUCCGAACAUAAUUUUGCUAAUAAAACUGCAAGAAAGUGCAAAGAUCUUGAAGAAGCCGAAGAAGCAGCACUAUGUAGUAGCACAAUAAGCGUCAGCGGUUAUUACAGCGACUACUCACGAGUCCUGAUCACAGCGCAAAUGCUUCUGAGCAGUUUUCAUCAGGAUGGCCCCAUCGUACGUGUUAUUCUACACAAAUCUCAUGCUCUGCUAACAUUUAAGGAUAUUAAUGAUGCAAGGAGUGCCAUUCGGAAGAACCACUACCUUGAUACUCUAGAUGGCAAGAAGAAGCUAAUCCUUGUACCAGCGGAUGGUGAUUGCUGUGUUGGAGGUAUCCUUCAACCUCUGAAAUUCAAUGAUCAACUGGAACCCGAUGGAAAGGACGUAAAUGGGGCGCAUUCUAUCCUCAAGCUAAACGACAAUUGCCUCGCAAAGAUUUUGUCAUUCUUCAAUCUACGGGAGCUGAUUACUCUUGAGGUGAUUUGCGACAGGUUCCAACAAGUAUGCAGGAGUAUCUACAAGACACAUCGUACAUUGAAUUUAAAUGAGUUAGCCUUGAAGAAUGGCCGUCCCAGCAGACUCACAUUGAAGGAAACAGAAAAGAUUGUCCAGGAAGUGGGACCAUUUGUGAUCACAUUGGUUGCUUCGAAAAAAUCAUUCUUUGCCACAAGUAAACAAACGCUUCGUACUAUUUCCAGUAGUAUUUCCAUGUCUUGCAAGAAGCUGGAGAAUAUACUACUUGUGGGAUUCGAUCUAACUAACGCAAGGAACCAGAGGAAACUCAACCAAAUAUUCGCGACAAUAAAGAUAAUCAAGCUACAGAGAUGCAGGUUGACUGAAGAACUGCUAAAAAAGCUCUUGAGAAGCGCAAAAUGCCUUGAAUUUCUCGAUGUGUCGCAGAACUCAGAAUUGACUGGAGAAUUUCUCAGGACAAUUCAUGGACUUUGGGGUAUUGAUUUGAGCUAUUGUAUGAUUGAACCGGAGCAUUUUGUAAAUUUCUGCGAAUCAAAUCCACAACUUCGGUACCUCAAUAUUAUGAAAAUGAAUACAUUUGAUGAGACGUGCUUCGGAGCUAUGAAAAAUUUGGAAUAUUUGGAAGGGCUUGCGAUUGUAGAAGUAGGAUACACUAUAACAGAUUUUUCUAGUCUCGCAGAUUUGCCCAGUCUCAAGCACCUUAGGAUGGAUAGUCGUAUCAUCAAUGGGAUUCUUCUGGAGAAUUUUGCAAAUUGCAAACAUUUGGAGGUGCUGGAUGUGAUUGAUUUACAUGUCGAAGGAAAUAUGGUUGAACAGUUUGCAAACCUUAAAUAUUUGCGCGUGCUAAAGAUCAACGAAGCAUGGGGAAAUGUUACAGAAAUGUUAGAACAGUUCCAAGUCAACUCUCACCUUCGAGAACUUCAUAUUGCCGACAUAUCCUCCUUCACAGAUGCCAUACUCAUUGAACUCAUCAAAAAAUGCACUGGACUGCGCUACAUUGAUCUGUCGCUGUGCUACGAAAUAACCACUGAUCUUCUUCGGGGGAUUUUGCCUCAUCUCUUGGAAACACUGGGACCUGAGGAGUACCUAGAAAUGCGUGUGGGUAAUACACAACUUUCUGAGCAAAUAAGAAGAGCCAAUGAUGAUGAUUUUAUUGAUCUUCAUGGAAAGAUCAAGUUGGAUCACAAUGUUCAGAAAACUAAAUACAGCUUGGAAGACCUAUUACUAUUUAACGAAGACUACCACAGCUUUUACAGUUUUGAUACCGACGAUAAAGAAUGGGAAGAUUGAUCUGUUUUCUUUUUUUUUUCAAUAAUUUUUGAUUAUUUUAACUGAAUAAUUAAGAAGUAACAAGCUGUAAAAAAUUGAAAUAUUAAUUAAAAAAUUUAACAAAUA